AUGUGGAAAGCAAUGAAAACAUUGGGAAGGUUUUCAAAUGACUUGUCAAAAACUCUGAGGGCCCCACCUCUGAACAAUAAUAAGUUUAAUGUACUUCAUCUGUUUGAUGGUAUGAAGAAAAUAUACUGCUAUUGUGCAGUUGCCCUUUUGCUGGUAUGGGUCUUUGCUGCUGAUUACAAUCCAGGUUUUGGAAUUGGUAGAUUGGGUUCAAGGCCACCAAAAUGUGAGCACAAAUGUGGGGAUUGUGAGCCAUGCAUUGCUAUUAAAGUGCCCACCACACAAAUUGCAAACUAUCAGCCUGAAGCCUGGGAAUGCUACUGCCAAACAGCCCACAACAAUCCAUGA
Molecule: messenger RNA, 345 nt
Organism: Striga asiatica
Lineage: Eukaryota; Viridiplantae; Streptophyta; Magnoliopsida; Lamiales; Orobanchaceae
Source: the annotation of a GenBank genome assembly